This is a messenger RNA of Iphiclides podalirius (scarce swallowtail), 2100 nucleotides long. The record is from the annotation of a GenBank genome assembly. Lineage: Eukaryota; Metazoa; Arthropoda; Insecta; Lepidoptera; Papilionidae.
AUGGAGUUUAGAGAAACGUUAUUAGCUGCCCAAAGGAACCAACAACAAAAAUCAUCUGAUAACUAUUAUUAUAAGGCCCGUUUUGAUCCACCGAAAAAGGAAGAAAAAGUCAAAGACAGACUUUCAGCUAACAUACAAAAGUUUUUAGCAAAAAAAGAAGAGGAAGAAAGACUGAAACAGUUGGAAGCUCAAAGAAAACGCGAAGAGUUAAUUGCUAUGCGUGAUCCAAAGGCUUUAAGGAAGAUUCAAAAGACUUUAAAAGUAAUCAAAUCUGCCAAUAAGUCUGUGCUAGAAGAUGCAGUGGAUAGAAAUAAUACAGCAGUUACCCGUGAAGGACCUGAUCAACCUGACCAGGAUGAUUAUGGCUAUGUAUCUCAAGAAGCAACUGCUCUCUAUGAGAAAAUGAUGCAAAAAUAUAGUAAAAUAGCAGACGAACCCAAAUUUCCCACAAAAACCAACUCAGUAAUCAAGGAUCUUAAUGGCACAAGAGAGAGAGUGAGAAAUGCUCUUCAGCAUGAAGAUGAACCAGUUCCACAUAAAAGAAGACGCAAGGGUGACAAUGAAAAAGAAUUAAGCCCACCUCCGAAAUAUGAACCCGAAAAGGCUCGCAAUGAAAAAUCCGAAAAGCCAAAAGUGAGGAAACCAAUGCCACCACCAAUGGACUUCAAUCAGCUCCUGAAGCUCGCUGAGAAAAAGAAAAGUGAACCUGUGGAGGUUUCCACCAAAAAACAAAUUGCUGAACCUGAACCCGACCGCCUCAUGACUAAGAGGCAGAAAAGGGAGUAUGAAGAAGAAAUGGCCCGACGGCAGCGCAGACAAGAGCGAAUUGAAGCGGAGAAGGCAGGAAAUCGAAAAGUUCCAGUGCAAAAAGAAGAUAAACCUCUCGAAAAAGAGAAAAAAGCAGAACCCAGUGGUAUCGGCCGCAUACCAAAACUGAGCGACAAAAAUGUUGGUAGCCAACGAUCAAAUGACAAUGUAAAAUCUGUUGAAAAGGAGAAAGAAAGAGGUGCAGUAGACAGAGAAAGGGCUGAAAAACUUCAAAGAGAAAAAGACAGAAUCAGAUUAGAAAAAGAAAGAGCUAAAGAAAAAGAUAUAUCGGAUAGGGCCAAACUAGAGCGUGAAAAAGAAAGAAUAGACAGGGAAAGGCUAGAAAAACUCAAAGCUGAAAGGGAAAGAAUUGAUAGGGAUAUUGACCGCCUUAACAGAGAUCGGGACAGAUUAGAGAAGACUAAAUCCAAACUAGAGUCCAAAAGUUCAUUUGACGCUAACAAAGCGGUGAACUCGUUGGACAGGCAAAAAAUAAGCCAACCUAGGAAGUGUGAGGAAAAGAAAAACAUAGACCUAAAGAGUCAAAACACGUAUCGGAUAGAUAAGAAUCAGCCGGAAAAGAGGUCCUCUAUACCAAGUAAGAGUGGCGACACCAGGCAAAUCAACGGCCACAGCACUCACCAGAGGCCAGUGCCGAAAUCAAACAAAGAACCGUCGCAGAAAAACGACGCUAGGGACAAACUCGCACAAGUGAAACAAAAAGUACACCCCGCUAAUGGAUCGCUGAAGAAUAAUGGUCUCGUUAGGCCGGACGCUACGAAGAGAAUACAGGAGGGCGGCAAAGAAAUGCCCUCGAAACGAUCCGAGGACAAGAGGCCGUUGGCGAACGCGAAGCAGCCCGCCGGAGCGAGCAAAGCAAAGAUAACCAACAGCUUCAACUUCGACAAGCAUGUGAACUCCAUCGGUAAGAACGGCGCGCGUCAAUUCCCGCCCGGCGAUGUACGAAGAAAACCCCACGCUGACGACGCGAAACGGAAAAAACGGCGUACGGUGGAUUCUGAAUCCGACUACGACUCCGAAAUGGAUGACUUUAUCGACGAUGGCGACGAAAAUAUUGAUUAUUCAACGCACAUCAAGGAGAUAUUCGGAUAUGAUAAAGCAAAAUACCGAGAUAUGGACGACGAUGAUGAUCCCAUGAUGGAGUCGAGUUUCGCACGCCAACAACGGGAGGAGUACAUCAGUAAGAAAAUAGGCAUCAUGGAAGAUUUGGAGGACAUGCGAAUGGAGGCAAUGGAGAAGAAGAAGUCAAAAAAGAGACGAAUAAGCGACGAC